Molecule: messenger RNA, 3369 nt
Organism: Volvox carteri f. nagariensis
Lineage: Eukaryota; Viridiplantae; Chlorophyta; Chlorophyceae; Chlamydomonadales; Volvocaceae
Exons: 7
Coding region: 1-3369 (1122 amino acids)
Source: RefSeq, a predicted model, not a curated record
AUGGCCGCUGUAGAGGAAGAAGUCCUAUCUACCGAGAUUUUGAGGUUACGGGAAGAGUACAAAGCAUUGGCUUCUCAGCUCCCGGCUGCGCUGCGCUGUGAAAAGCCUGAGAGCUUAAUUGAUUACAUCGGCUGCAUCUUCAACGAGUCAGAUGCUGCCGUGGCCGCUGGGAUCAUAAAAGCUGGAAGCGGCACUGUGCUUAACAACACCCACGACACGGCAGCAGCUGCAGCUCCGGACGGCUCCAAGACCGAUUCCGACGCUUGCCCCACGAAACCCGAUUCCCCCACCAAGCACCUCACUUCCGAAGACCUCUCGAAGGGACUCGAGUUACUCGAGCACCUGCGGGAGGAGGUUCUGACCUCCGCAGAAACAGUUACCACCGCCAGCAGCGAGCUCGGAUGGCUCGGGGUGAUCACCUCAGCCCUUGCAGGCCAGCCAGACGCAGUCGCUCUUACACGCUGCCCAGACUGUCGCCGUACAGUCCUUGCAUGCCGUAUGCCGUACCACCGACCGCACUGCGUCCCAGCACCAGCACCCAGCGUCACCGCCAAACCCGCAGCCGGGGCGCCCAAAGCUCCUCGGGGUGGAGCCAGCGGUUCCAGGGGCAGCGCCGGUGCUGGAUCGGGUGCUGCGGCCGCAGCGGGCGGCGGCGGAGGGAGGUCUGGCGGCGGCCGCGGCGGCGGCGGCCGCGGCAGUGGCAGGGGCCCGGGGCGGCCGCCGGGUUCAGGCAAGCCAGGUGGGGCGCGGCAUAUGCGGAGUUUGGCGUCGCUCAGCCGUGAUCUCCCCAGUGCCUCCGCCCCGUGGAUUGCCGCGAUGCCCGACGUGUCAGCAGCGGCGGCGGCGCGCCACGUGCCGACGAAGCUGAAGAAAGUCACGUUCCCAGGGUCACCGACGGCGGCGGUUGCCGACGUUGCUGGCGACUGCGGCGGUUUAGAGGGUGAGGCAGCGGUUGCGCUGGAAGCGGGGGAUGACGCGUUUGCGGCGGCAGCUUCCACACAGCCGUCAGCGAGCGACGGCGAUGACGAGGAGGAGGAUGCAGCAGCGGCAAGAGGGGGAAUCGGAGCUGUGGGAGACACGGCGGUAAACAGCAAUGGAGGAGGCAAUGCAGUGACGGCGAAGGCGGCCAGCACCUGGGCUGGGGCUGGGCUUGGGGGCAAGUCCGUAGCGUCUGCCCCGCAGACAGCUUCCGGGUUGCUGUCCCGCUUCCUCGGCGGCCUUACUGGCGCCUUCGUGUUCCCUGCCGCGACGAGGCGGGCUCGGUCGUCCUGUCCGAACCGGAUAAAGAACGGGGUAACGAGUUCGGGUCAGCCGGCGGCGGCUGCGCCAGCUGCCGGCGGCACGACACAGGCGGCGGCGUGCAGCGGGGCGCAGGGGCCCCAGGAUCGCUGCGGCGGAGAAAGGAGCUCGACGGGGUGGGGCCCUGCAGUGCAGCCGGGAUGUGGGGCGGGAAAUGGCGCAGGUCCUGGCCUCUCUUCCGUUGCCACGGGCGGCAACGGAGGCGUUGCCUCCGCGCCGGCGGUUGGCUGCGCGGUUGGGCCUAAGGAAGGAACUGGGUGCGGCGCGCGGGCAAGUCCCGCCGCUAAGCGCGGUGCACAGCCGCAGUCGCUGCAACAGCACGCAACGAAACGGCAGCAGCAGCGGCAGGCGAGCAUUGCGGCGGCGACGGCAAUUGCGGCAGCGGCGAAAUCGGAGGACGUGGCGGAAGGGGAAGAUAUGGAGGCAGCGGCGGAGGCGGCGUGCGGCGGAGGAGAAGGAGGAGGAGGCGCAGCAGCAGCAACACAGCAGGACGCCACUGUACCUUCGGCAGCAUCAAAAGCCAGCGCCCCGGCCCCGCCCGCGUCGGAACCUCCGUCCUCCUUGCCUCAGGACAUCUCCACGGCUAUGGAGGAGCCCGCCAAUGGCGCUUUCGGGACCGACCCGGCAGCAGUAGCAGCAGCAGCAGCAGCAUCCCAACGUCCCGUCGGGGCCGCGGCGGCCUCAGCCCUCCCGCAUCCCCCGUCAGCUCCCCCUGGCGCGGGUGGGGAUGCGGAUGUAGCAGGGAGAAGUACCGCCAAGUACCCUCAAUCCGGCCCUCCUCAAGGCACCUCCCCGGUGCAGCACUACCAGCAGCAGCAGCAGCGGCUGGUUGGUGCAGCAGCUGGGUCGCAAGGGUCAUCGCCCGGUGUGCUGCUGGCGGCGGGCUUUGCGAACCGGAAACGACCAGCGGUUCAGGAGCUGCUGCGGCCCGGGUCCCGGCUGCGAGGCCAGAUGCUGGUGACUGGACCCAGACCUGUCGGUGUUGGCGCCGGGGUACCACAGCAAAGACCCCUUCCUGGCGUCGCCAGUGGCAGCGGCAGCAACGGCGCGGCGGCAGUUAUGCGAGCUCAACAGCCAGCGCAGGUGUCAGGGCAAGGGCCGGUGCUGGGGUCGGGCCAGCCCAUGCAGCGCAGCGGGACUGGACCCUUGCCCAGCCAGACGGCUGGAUCGGGGGCUAUGGGCGGAGUUGCGCCGCCGGGUCAGCGUCUGGUCGGGACCCAGCCCCCUAAUUCCAAGGCCCCUGGCCUGAUGCCCCUGGCGGCUAUGGGGGGGGCCCCCGGCGGGACCAUGAGUGGUGCGCUGCGGCAGAGCUCCAACGGGCUGAUGCCUCCGGGCAUGAUGCCGACACCUGGCUCGGGGCCGGGGAUGAUACCCACACCUGGAGCGGGACCUGGAGGCAUAGGGCCCAAGCAGGCCAGCGGAGGCGGCAUGAUUCCCACACCUGGCGGAGGCGCCUCACUGACUCCCGUGCCUGGCACGUUCAUGAUGAUCGCAACGCCGGGGCCCGGAUCGAAUGCCGGACCUAUGAAGCCGCCCGCGCUCAUGACUGCGCCGGGAUGUGCAGGACUGCCGGCCGCUGCAGCUACGGCGGCGGCGGCGACGCCAGCGCUGGCGGUUCCCCGCGCUUUCGUGCCUGGCACUCUCCUCACUCCGGCUCAGGUCCAGGCCACGGCGCAGGCGUUGCUACAGGAGCAGCACCACUUGCAGAUUGCGGCGCAGCUGCAGAAGGCACAGGAACAGCUACAGCAUGCACAGCAGCUGCACCAGCAAGCGCCGCAUGGCUCACAGGCACAGCACGCGCAGCAGCUACAGCAGGCACAACUGCAGCUGCAACACGCACAGCAGCUGUUCCAGGCGCAGGUACAGAUGCAGCUGCAGCAGCGGAUCAUGGCGGCGUCGCAGGCACAGGCCCAGCUACAGCAGCAAGCCCAGGCUCAAGCUCAAGCUCAGGCACAGACGCAGCAGCAGCAGCAGGGCCAGCCGCAAGCAGUGCAAGGGCAUCUGCCGCAACAGGCACAGACGCAAUCGACGCAGCAGCACUAUACGCCUGCUACACAACUGCAACAGUAG